Messenger RNA from Amphibalanus amphitrite, 2923 nucleotides. Its product is annotated as tRNA pseudouridine synthase A-like. NCBI's taxonomy places the organism in Eukaryota, Metazoa, Arthropoda, Thecostraca, Balanomorpha, Balanidae. The coding region runs from base 955 to 2472 and encodes 505 amino acids. The transcript has 9 exons. Gene Ontology annotation, biological process: tRNA pseudouridine synthesis; mRNA pseudouridine synthesis. Gene Ontology annotation, molecular function: pseudouridine synthase activity; RNA binding. Gene Ontology annotation, cellular component: nucleus. The record is from RefSeq and is a predicted model, not a curated record.
AUUACACCAACACUGAUCACUGAACUUUAUACACUGAUUGUGCCUCAAGGAAGCAGUGUUUUUAUAUACCCUAAGGAGGAUUCCUAGAGAUGCUGUGGUAACAAGUACGGAUUACAACCAUCAGGAUACAUAUAAAAAAUCUUUAUACCUACAGGAUUAGUAUAACUCAGUAUAACUCAUCAAAUGCAACGAUUUCGGGUUUGGUAACAUGCCAUAUUGAUAUAAAAUGAGUUUUUUCAUGCUAAUAUUUUUGUUUUGUUUUAGCUUUCAAAAAUUAACUUGGCUGCCCCACACUUAAAAGCUUACCAGGGUGACUUAUUAGAAUACCUAUUGAUGCGAGGUAAAAAUGGUUAUCAACCCCUCAUUACGAUCAGUUAAUGUAACUGCUGAGCGGUACUGGUCCCUAAAACAUGUCUUAGUCUCGCCCCAGGCCAAGGCUAUGCCCCAGGCUCACUCAUAAAAAUGCUAAUCAAACAUAAGUGGACACCUUUUCGGUAGUAGUAAAGCAGGCGUUAGACUUGUUUUUUUUUUUGCAACUAAGGAGAGGUGUUGUAGGACAGGUUAGGCUAGGUUGUAGGCUUUAUGUUGUAGAAUGUAGGUUGUAGUAGGUUGUAGGAAAGGUUAGGUCAGUUGGUUUGGUUUGAUUAGAAAGGAUCUCUGGGUAUAGCACCUGGUUGCCUCUCCUUGGUUGCAAGAAAGUGUGAUGCCUGCAUUAUGGCUACCCACUUUUUCAUCAGUGAUGCAGUGUAUUCCAAUUCAGUUUUAUGGGGAGCAGCAGGUCUAGUCUGGGUGCUGGCUGCUGGGGAAGUAAAUGAAGUUGAGUAGGGGAAGGGAAGUAGAUCACAUAGUGACUUCUCUGCUACAAACUUUCAUUUACCACACAAUAUUCGAUAAUAUCAACAAAGGACAGUAUCUCUCAUACCUCAUCAUCCAUCACUCAGUGCACAGUGAAAAAUGAUCUACCGCUGGCCGUCACACUGGGGCCGGACUGGUCUCCGCCAGCUGGUCGGACGCCGCGCCCGCGGCUGCGCCUCCCUCCCCGAGGCCGCGUCCGUCCGCGCGGAGGAGGCUCCCCCGCGCGGUCCGUCGCGGCUGCGCCAGGUGGCGCUGCUGGUCGCCUACCACGGCGACCAGUACUACGGCAUGGAGCUGCUGAGAAACUCGGGGUUCCCGACCGUGGAGGAGGCGCUGUUUACGGCUCUGCGCCGGAGCGGUGCCGUGGCCGCCGGCGGAGCACCCUUCCCGCCACACUACUCACGCGCCUCGCGCACGGACCGCGGCGUCUCGGCGCUCGGGCAGGUCGUGUCGCUGAGAAUGCGUGUGUGGGACGGCGUUCUGGACGACAUCAACUGCCAUCUACCGGCCGACAUCCGAGUCUGUAGUUUGCGUCGCGUGCCGCCGCGGUUCAGCGCUCAGACCCUAUGUGACGACCGGCUGUACUCGUACACCCUGCCCACGUUCGCCUUCACUCCGAUGGAAGAGCCGGUGUCUCUCUCGUACCGUGUUCCCGAGUGCCGGCUGCGGGAGGUGCGUCAGCUGCUGCGACAGUAUGUCGGCUCUCACAGCUUCCACAGCUUCUCACCGGGAGGUGACCCGAACGCGGCACAGAUGACCCGCAGCGUUAUGAGUGUGGAGGUGGACGAGCCGUACCUGACUCACGGCCUGGAGUUCACGAAUAUCUGGAUCAGAGGGCGCAGUUUCGUGCUGAGUCAGAUCCGCCGAAUGGUCGGCCUGGCCGUGGCCGUGUGUCGCGGCGCCGCCGGACGGCAUGCGGUGACGGACGCCCUGGGUCACCGGCGACUGACUGCCACCACCGCGCCCGGACUGGGACUCAUACUGAGACGGGCCACGUUCGAGACGGUGGCGGACGCGCCGUGGAACGCGCACGGUCCGCUGCGGUGGGGCGCCGACUCGGCCGAGACGGUGUCACGGAUGGAGCGCCGGCUGGUGGAGCACAUUUACUCCACGGAGGCCGAGCACAUGGUUACGUUCCGGUAUCUGGACGGGCUGCUCCACAACCGUAUCGGCGUGCCGGUGAGGAGCUCCUCCCGGUCACGGUCACCGCUGGGGUACGCCCUGACGCUGACCUUAGAUAUCAACUCGGCGAGGAAGACGGAUAUGACGACAGCGACGCCUGGUCCUUCAGAGGUCACGGAGGUGACAACUGAGCCUUCAGAGGUCACGAAGGUUCAUCCUGAUCCAUCGGAGGUCACAAAGGUUGAACCUGACUCAUUAGAGGUCACUGAAGCUAAGCCUGACCCGUCGGAAGUCACAGAAGUUACUCCUGACCCAUUAGAGAUCACGAAGGUAUCGCGUGAUCCAUCAGAGGUCACGAAGGCUAAAUGUGGCCCGUCAGAUGUCACGGAGGCUAAACCUGACCCGUCAGAAGUCACAGAGGUAAAACGCGACCCAUCUGAGGUCACUACAACUAAAUCUGAUCCAUCAGAAGUGGCUACGAGAGAUCAGAGGUGAUGUAGGUCUGAUCCGACCCUACAAGCGCGCUGUGAAGGCACCAAUGUAGUAAAGCAGCCGAGCGGACGAGUGCGGUGGCUGAGGUGGACGACUUUCUCCGUUCUGUGAUACGGUUCUCCGGUAUUGCUGCGGCUGUAUCGGUGAGAGCAGCCUGUGCCAGUUACUCGCCUCGGUCUAGUCAUAUCGGACGGCAUUUGUUGUAGCUAUGCUGUAGGGAAAGUGUGGUAAGCGUCUCCUACAAUUGUGCUAUGUAUGAUGAUCCAUAGAAUGAUGUCAGCUCAUUGAGGAUCAUGCCGUUGUGGUAACGUGAGCACCGCGUACAAUGUUUUUCAUCGAAUGUUGUGUGCUAAUGAAGUUGGCUCGUUAUUUUGUUUUGGGCAAGGCGAUGUGAUAUUGCUCAAUGUGCUUGUUGUGUUAUGGAUUUUGGAGCAAAGACAGUAAGUUAUAUGUG